Molecule: messenger RNA, 2010 nt
Organism: Ailuropoda melanoleuca (giant panda)
Lineage: Eukaryota; Metazoa; Chordata; Mammalia; Carnivora; Ursidae
Gene: B4GALT4
Product: beta-1,4-galactosyltransferase 4
Exons: 7
Coding region: 221-1255 (344 amino acids)
Biological process (GO): carbohydrate metabolic process
Cellular component (GO): Golgi apparatus
Molecular function (GO): galactosyltransferase activity
Source: RefSeq, a predicted model, not a curated record
CAGGCGGCGGGGGCGGUCCCCAAGGCCCCUCUCACCGCCUCUGCUUUCUCCCGGAGGUGCUGGACGCGGCCGCGUCUGUGAGACGGCUGGAGCAGAACUACGGAGCAAAAGUAGGCGUCCCUAUUUGCCGCCACAUUUGCCAUCAGCUUGGAAAAGUUGAGCCUGAAGCUUCCUGCUUGGGUGAAGCAGAGAGAUACGUGUUGCUCACGGAGUAACAGACAUGGGCUUCCUACUGACUUUCCAUCUCUCCUACAAAGUCCGGUUACUCUUGCUUUUCCUCUUAUGCCUGACAGUGGUUGGGUGGGCCACCAGUAACUACUUUGUGGGUGCUAUUCAAGACAUUCCUAAAGCAAAGGACUUCGUGGCUAAUUUCAACAAGGUCCUAGUUUGGGGGAAGGAAGAAACUCUGACUAAGGGAGAUUCCGUGAAGGAAGCAGACCUGGACGACUGCCCUUCUGUGUCUCCGUACCUCAGGGGCCAGAACAAGCUCGUUUUCAAACCAGAUCUCACUCUGGAAGAAGUGGCGGCAAAAAAUCCCCAAGUGCACAGAGGCCGGUAUCACCCUGAGGAAUGUAAGGCUUUACAGCGGGUCGCCAUCCUCAUUCCUCACCGGAACAGAGAGAAACACCUGCUGUAUCUGCUAGAACACCUUCACCCCUUCUUGCAGAGGCAGCAGCUGGACUAUGGCAUCUACAUCAUCCACCAGGCUGGAAGUAAAAAGUUUAAUCGAGCCAAACUCUUGAAUGUGGGCUAUCUAGAAGCUCUCAAGGAUGAAAAUUGGGACUGCUUUAUAUUCCACGAUGUGGACCUGGUGCCUGAGAACGACUUGAACCUCUAUAAGUGCGAGGAGCAGCCCAAGCACCUGGUAGUUGGCAGGAACAGCACUGGGUACAGGUUACGUUACAGUGGAUAUUUUGGGGGUGUCACUGCCCUCAGCAGAGAGCAAUUUUUCAAGGUGAAUGGAUUCUCUAACAACUACUGGGGAUGGGGAGGCGAAGACGAUGACCUCAGACUCAGGGUUGAGCUUCAGAGAAUGAAAAUAAUCCGGCCAAUGCCUGAAGUGGGUAAAUAUACAAUGAUCUUCCACACUAGAGACAGAGGCAAUGAGGUGAAUAUAGAACGGAUGAAGCUCUUACAUCAGGUAUCACGAGUCUGGAGAACAGAUGGGUUGACUAGUUGUAUUUACAAAUUACUCUCUGUGGAUUAUAAUCCUUUGUAUACCAACAUCACAGUGGAUUUCUGGUCUGGUGCGUGACCCUGGAUCUUUUAUUGACGUUUGGAAGAACUGAAUAUUUUAUUGCAAUAAUUUUGGACUAGAGCCUUUCCCUAGUAGCACACGUUAAGAACUGGUCGCAGCUAAUUACUGAGCUGAAUUUUUCGUUUUUGUAUUUUCUUAGCAGAGCUCCGAGUAGUACGGACUGUAAAACAGUUGUAAGACGACAGCUUUCUUGGUUGGUUUGCUCCUGGGGGUUAUUCAGGACUGUAAUACACAUACUUGAAGGGCUGAGUCUGAAAGGACUGCUCAAGGGAUGACAUGAAGGCUACUUGAAAACUUGGACUGAAGGAGAUUUAAGUUGGAAGUGAUCCGUGUUGGGAUCGGAAAAGCCCACAGGAAAUAGGGUUGCUGAAUGUUCCAGAGAACUGGAAUUGUUCUCAUCCAAUGUAGAAAGGUACGAAGAAGUCUGUCUGUUUACUCAUUUAUCCUGCAUGGUCAUCUGAGAAGAGGUGGGUCCCAGGUGAGCAGAAGGCCACAGAAGAGAGGAGAAAGGGGAAGAAUCAAGAUGCAGUGAUCUUGGGCACAGAUGGCUGGUGGGAGGCCAGCGCUGUGGCGGGCGUCUCCUGCCCCAUACGCGCCCCGGGAACAGCCCAGCAGGACACGUUCAUCUACGAGUUUUUAAAGUAUUUUUGUAAAAUGAUUUUGUACAUGCAGGAUAUGAAUUAGCAGUUUACAGAUUACCUAUUAACUAGUUAUAGAUCGAAAGUACCUCUGUAGUAAAAUAUGCAAAAAGC